Messenger RNA from Cucurbita maxima (winter squash), 423 nucleotides. RefSeq names its product mitochondrial import receptor subunit TOM7-1-like. Gene Ontology annotation, biological process: protein import into mitochondrial matrix. Lineage: Eukaryota; Viridiplantae; Streptophyta; Magnoliopsida; Cucurbitales; Cucurbitaceae. The record is from RefSeq and is a predicted model, not a curated record. Gene Ontology annotation, cellular component: mitochondrial outer membrane translocase complex. The transcript has a single exon. The coding region runs from base 81 to 302 and encodes 73 amino acids.
UUUAAAGGCAGUACAGGCGCGCACAAAACAAGAACAAGAAGGUAUCAUCAGCAUUCACCAAAGAUCGAAUUCUCGUAGCAAUGGCUUCGAAUGUUUCUCUUAAAAGCAAGGGAAAGAGCUCAAAGGGCUCUUCCAAGUCAUCUGAGGGGAAAUCCACAACCCAAGCCUUCAAGGAAUGGACCACUUGGGCCGUGAAGAAAGCCAAGGUCAUCACCCACUAUGGCUUCAUUCCUCUGGUCAUCAUCAUCGGCAUGAAUUCUGAGCCAAAGCCUCAGCUCUCCCAACUUCUCAGCCCCGUCUGAUCUGAUUUCUUGCGAUACGAUUCUCCAAGAUUUGGCGCUUUUUCUGAUGGAUCGGUGCCUUUUCGUCGAUUCACGACUUUGGUUUCUGUUUUAUGUGGAUUUGUUUUUUUUUUUUUUUUUU